AUGGACCGAGAGAGACACGAGGCCGCAGCGGCCGUCAAGGCGGCUGCGAAGAAGAAGGCACGAGAGGGCGACCUAUCGUUCGGCACGUUUAACAUUUGUUCGGCGACCGGCUGUGAUGUGAUCGGACUUCAGGAGACCCGACGAGAGGAGCAAGGNGGUUCAAUUGCACACGACGGGUACGUGAUCAUCUGGAGUGGCGCCCGUGCUGGCACGAAGGACAAGAGGGGCGUACGCGGUGUGGGCAUAGCGAUCAAGGAGGCCAUGUGGGAGAGUGUGGGCGAGGACGGUAGGACGGUGGAGUGCAUUAGCCCGAGGCUGAUGAAGGUGCGUCUACAAAUUGGCCGCACCUGCGGAGUAACUUUCGUGGUGGGGUACGCCCCCACGGAAACUGUCCGCACCACCGCGGGCGGAGAUGUGAACGCCAAGGACUCCUUCUGGACUGCUCUCGACGCAGCGAUCCGGGAGGUUCACAGCCGUCACCAUCUCGUGGUGCUAAUGGACGCCAACGCACGCACUGGUAGGAGGCGAGACGGGUGCUGCGAUGCCAAGAUUAUGGGCACACGGACCGGCGUUUCGUNCAACGGGGAACGACUUCUUGGACUGGCAUCAGACAACCAGCUCUCCCUGACCAACACCUACUUCCGAACACCGAAAGGUGGAGUGCAGCACACAUUCCAAAGCUCCAUCAAGGGGAAGGAAAAGUACCGCCUCGACUUCAUCCUCAUGCGUCAGACGGACCGGCGUUUCGUGCGUAAUGUCUCCGUCAAACGUGUCGAACGUGUCGACUUGAAAGACUCUGACCACAACCUCGUGCUUACGACUGUCCGCCUCCCCCCCCGUGUCGCACCCAACCGACGAGUGCGGGGGAACAGCCGAAGCAGCCGGAUCCGUAUCGACCUCGAGCGGUUGAGGAAGGACAAACACCUACGGGUCGCCUUCCAAAACAGGGCCUCCAUCCGCCCUCCGCCCACGGCGCUCAGGCGGCCAACGGGAGAGACCGCCGCCGAGCUGACGGCUACGGCUGGUACACGGGCGAAGCGCAGCACGAGAUCUCCGAAGCGUGUAAGGAGAUCAAGGCGGCCCAGCAGCAACUGCGCGGGGCCUCAAAGAACAGCGCCUACGACCCUGAAGGCGAUGCUCAAGGCGGCGCGUCAGAAGCGCAGCAUCGCGAGGUGGAGAGCACUGGAAACGUUCUUCGAGGGCUAUGUACGGCAGCUCGAGAAGAAGAGCCGCGAUGGGGAUCAGGCGGGUUUCUACAAGCACCUGAAGAUGAUCGACUUCGAAGGUAAGAGGUCGUUCACCUCUCAGAACAUCAAGGACGAGAACGGCGAGGUCCUUCGGGACCCCACGUUUAUUCGCCAACGGUGGGCACGGUGGUUCCACAAGCUUCUCAACACUAAGUCGCCGACCAUCAACCUGCAUGCGGCUGACAAGAUCAAGCGGUGGCCCACGUGCGUGCCACACCACGACAUCCCAUCUCUACUUGAGGUUGAGGAAGCGGUACGGGAAAUAGCCAACAGAAAGGCCGUCGGGCCGGACGACCUACCGGCUGAGCUGAUCAAGCUUUUCCUGGACGGAGAUCAAGGUCUCCUCCGCGAAUUCCACGCCAUUGUCGUGGACGUGUGGCAGACAGGGGGAGUAACACAGCAGUGGAAGGAUGCCACCAUCAAAAUGCUGUUCAAGAAGGGGGACACGAUGGAGUGCGGCAACUACCGGGGCAUCUCUCUCGUCGCACACGCCGGCAA
This is a messenger RNA of Ectocarpus sp. CCAP 1310/34, 1745 nucleotides long. The record is from the annotation of a GenBank genome assembly. Lineage: Eukaryota; Phaeophyceae; Ectocarpales; Ectocarpaceae.